Periconia digitata is the source of this 2539-nucleotide messenger RNA. The record is from the annotation of a GenBank genome assembly. NCBI's taxonomy places the organism in Eukaryota, Fungi, Ascomycota, Dothideomycetes, Pleosporales, Periconiaceae.
CUCACCGACACCAUGACAACCUCAAAUCAUGAUGAAUCAAAUACUUCCGGGCAUACUUAUGGCAACAUGAAUGCCACCUCAGAUCAAUCACAAACCACCAUGACGACCAACACCAACAACAACGAUGCCACCCAAUCUACACCGAACCAUCCUCCAGCACAAAAAUACCCCGCCAACGACAGGAGGUCGAAGAAAAACAAAAGCAGACGAUACGUCCCUUUCGCGAUACCUGAAGACUACGAAGAAUUAGAAGAUUCUGAAGAGUCAGAAGCGGAAGGCCACCAAUUAGAUGAGAAGGCAAACAAGUCCCCACCAGAUCAACCGGGACCAGAGCAAGCUCAUCAGACCCAAGACGACUCAGAAAAUUCACAAGACAAUAUGGAGGAGGGCGAGAAGCCACAGGAUCCGACUUCAAUUGAGACGUAUCUCGAUACAGAUCCAAUUGAAAAGUCCGAGCCCUAUGACCCAACGUCCAACACUCUAUUUCCAGAGCUAACAUCCGCUUGGGGGUGGAAUGGCUCUUCUAAUAAACAUACAAGAAUUCCAUAUAAUACCAUUGCCUUCAAACCGACUAACGGCAUCCGCCUUCCACCGAGAAUCGAAUCGAACUCGAAGUCAGGCAAUGAAGAUGAAAAGCCACAAAAGACUACCACGCUUUUCGGGAAGGAUAAUCCCCCAACGCAUGAACGAUACAGGCCAUCCUUGUGGAGUCGAGCCCUCAGAAUGGACUGGCGUCUGAGCCAGUCGAACAGCGGUGAUCCUGCAAGCAGCAACAAGAACGUGAAGAUGAACCAUGGCAUCAUCCGCACCCCAAAAUUUGUUGCGACGUGCGAAGACGUCGAGAUUGGGAUCAACAGGAGGAAUGAAUCCAGGGUGAUACAAUUGAAACCCCGAUUAGAGCGUGUCCAUAUCCCCGAGUCCAUUCAAGAAGAAUCACUGGCACGACCAUCCAACUACGGCAAGAAGAUUCUCCCUUUCAGCGAAGACCUUCUUGACCAUCAAUUUUACGACAAAAUCAAACCAGAACAGAAAGAAGACGCCGCAUAUAUGAAUUGGGUUGCCCAAAAGUUAUCUGCGAGUCUCAAGACGUCCGUGGGGAAUUAUCGCGACGUCCAUUGGUCAUACGAAAAAGUUCUGGAAUCCAUGAGAAACGAUAAGCUUCAGUACGAAAACGAGUCGAUUGCAAAUGCAGAUCUACACCGUCAAAUUGCAGAGCUUAAAACAGAGCUAAAUCAAAAAGACCACACCAUUGCUGCUCUUAAAGAGACCCGCGAAUCUGACCUCAAAGAAUUGCAUAAAGAAUUCGAUCGCGAACGUAGCAAUUUUGCUGGCAUGUUCGGUGCCAUUGAUAGCAACAUUAGGAAUAAGCGCAAAGAAAUCCCAGAGCUUUCCAACGAGCUUACGGAAAUGCAAAAUACGACCAAAAAAGUUCAAGAAGGCAUGGAGAUCAUACUGAAUGUCCAAGAACAAAUCCUGUCCCGCCGGUGGGAGUAUACUCAGCGUCUUGAGACAGAGCUCCGAGAAAUCAAACGAGAUACUGAGGCAUCCAUCAAACAAGCAUACUUGUACAUCGCCCAAAACACUGGAGACGCCAAAAUCGCUCGAUUAAACCAUCGCAAGGGUUUAAUAGAAGGCCGGUACCUUGCAACUUCCAACAAAACCAUACGCCAAGCCUAUGUUGUCUCGUCUGAAAGCGUACGUGCUCAUUACAAUGGCGAAAUUGCAAAAGUCUACAAGACCAUUUUAUCCGAGAUAGAAGAAUCUGUAGGAGUUGGGAGCCUAUUGAGGGGAAUUCUCUAUGGCGUGAACUUCGAAAAAUCAAUGCAAGCAGACAAUUAUACAUCUCCGCAGUGGGACAGAAAGGUUAUCGAUGUCCUAGCUUGGGGGAUUGGCAAACUCGCUCGAUCGUACUACAAGCAGGGACAACUGAAGGAGCAUAUGCCAGACAUCUUUAAAAAAGGAAGCCCGUCAUGUAUACUGCACCCAGAGCAUGGGAUUGAUGGCGGGAAAAAAGAUCCAGAAAGCUUCCACGGAAUAAUGCUUCGAGCAUUCAACGACAAAACAAAUGAGGAAAUCGUGCCGCCUAUUCCAACUCUAGGCGAGCUCCUGUUACAACCAUUAUACGACCCCGAACAGCUAGAAAAGAUUAUCGAAGCAGUUUCCCUCAAAGAGGAAGAGUGCUAUGCAGCAGGAAGAUAGUCUCGACAUUUCUGCGCGCUCGAACCCCCUAUCGACACCUCGAAAGUUAGUAUACCUAGCUUUAAUGAAACACUCCAAUUUAAUUGUAGUGAAAUGCAAUAGUUCAAAUUACUUGAAUUACACGGGAGAACUUUGGUAUACCCAGAGUACAUGGGAGGGGUUAGGGCUGGGUGGGAGUGUAUGGAAAAGGCCGGGUAUAUUUUGGUGGGCGAUGGGAUCAUUCCAUUCUGGUAUUUUCUCAUUGGCAAUGGGCCUUUGAUUGUUUUUUGUCUCCUCUUUCUCCUUUGAUUCCCUACUUUUGGGCUUGGCUUUAAAACAGCCCUUACGUAGCUGCCUACAC